Haemonchus placei is the source of this 5277-nucleotide messenger RNA. The record is from the annotation of a GenBank genome assembly. NCBI's taxonomy places the organism in Eukaryota, Metazoa, Nematoda, Chromadorea, Rhabditida, Trichostrongylidae.
AUGGCUCUCGUGGGGAUAGACUUUCGUGCUCCUCUGAGAGAAGUCAAAAGAGUUCAGUUUGGAAUCUUGAGCCCUGAUGAAAUUAAACGAAUGUCAGUUGGUGAAAUUGAGUUCCCGGAAAUUUAUGAAAAUGGUAAACCUAAAAAAGGAGGCCUGAUGGAUCCUCGACAAGGAGUCAUUGACCGCAGAGGAAGAUGCAUGACUUGUGCGGGCAACUUGGCUGACUGUCCUGGACACUUUGCACACUUAGAGCUCGCUAGACCUGUAUUUCAUAUUGGUUUUCUCACAAAAACACUUAAAAUUCUUCGCUGUGUUUGUUUUUACUGUAGUAAGUUACUGCUAGAUAAGGAUAAUCAACGUGUAAAAGAUAUUAUAAGAAAAACACAAGGUACUCGCAAUCCUCGAAGGAGAUUAACCUUGAUAUAUGAUAUGUGCAAAUCAAAAGUGGUUUGUGACGGUGGAAACGAAAUUGAGAAUGAGGGAGAUGAUAGCGAAAAAGUCAUAAAGGCGGGUGGUUGUGGUCGAUAUCAGCCUUCAUAUCGUCGCACUGGAAUAGAUAUCCAUGCUGAGUGGAAGAAGAAUGUGAACGAGGAUACUCAGGAGCGCAAAAUCUUCCUCACAGCAGAGCGAGCACUUGAAAUCUUCAAGCAGAUUGCUGAUGAAGAUUGUGUCAUCUUAGGUAUGGAUCCUCGCUUUGCUCGUCCUGAUUGGAUGAUUUGCACAGUGCUGCCAGUACCUCCGUUGGCGGUUCGUCCAGCUGUGGUAACUUUCGGAUCGGCUAGAAAUCAAGAUGACUUGACACACAAGCUCUCCGAUAUUAUUAAAACAAAUAUACAGUUGAGAAACAACGAGGCUAAUGGUGCGGCCGCUCACGUCCUAGCUGACGAUGUGAAGUUGUUGCAGUAUCAUGUGGCAACACUGGUUGAUAACUGUAUUCCCGGCCUUCCAACAGCCACGCAAAAAGGAGGGAGGCCAUUAAAGUCGAUCAAGCAACGGUUGAAAGGAAAAGAAGGACGUAUUCGAGGAAACCUUAUGGGUAAACGUGUCGAUUUCUCCGCCCGAACCGUCAUUACUGCUGAUCCUAACCUGCCGAUUGACACCGUUGGGGUGCCUAGAACAAUUGCGCAGAAUUUGACGUUUCCAGAAAUAGUAACUCCGUUCAACAUUGACAAGCUUCAAGAACUCGUGAAUAGAGGAGAUUCGCAAUACCCCGGUGCAAAAUAUAUAAUACGAGAGAACGGAGCUCGUGUUGAUCUGAGGUAUCACCCUAGGGCAGCAGACCUUCAUCUCCAACCAGGCUACAGGGUAGAGCGGCACAUGAGAGAUGGUGAUAUUAUUGUUUUCAAUCGGCAACCCACUCUGCACAAAAUGUCUAUGAUGGGGCACAGAGUGAAAAUUCUCCCGUGGUCUACAUUCCGUAUGAAUCUUUCUGUGACAACACCAUACAACGCUGAUUUUGAUGGGGAUGAGAUGAACUUGCAUCUUCCGCAGUCUUUGGAGACAAGAGCCGAAAUUGAAGAGAUCGCAAUGGUACCAAGGCAACUAAUCACUCCCCAGGCCAACAAACCUGUCAUGGGUAUUGUACAAGACACUUUAUGUGCUGUUCGAAUGAUGACCAAAAGGGAUGUUUACAUUGACUAUCCUAGAAUGAUGGAUCUUUUGAUGUAUCUACCAUCGUGGGAGGGUAAAGUUCCACAACCGGCGAUCAUGAAGCCGAAACCGCUUUGGACGGGCAAACAGCUCUUCUCGCUCAUCAUUCCGGGAAAUGUGAAUGUGCUGAGAACGCAUAGUACUCAUCCUGAUGACGAAGACAGUGGUCCCUACAAAUGGAUUUCUCCAGGUGAUACCAAAGUGCUUGUUGAACACGGAGAGCUCAUUUCUGGUAUUGUCUGUUCGAGAACAGUUGGUCGAUCUGCUGGUAAUCUUCUGCACGUGGUUGCAUUAGAACUGGGUCACGAGGUUUGUAGUGAUAAAAGGUCACACUAUCGGAAUAGGUGCAAUUUGUUGUUUUCAUUACAUAUAAUUAUAGGUGACACUAUUGCCGAUCAAGCUACAUAUCGUGAUAUUCAAGACACAAUCAGAAAAGCGAAGCUUGAUGUGAUAGAUGUUAUUGAAAAAGCCCACAAUGAUGACUUGGAACCUACACCUGGUAAUACUUUGCGUCAGACAUUCGAAAACAAAGUGAAUAGAAUUCUUAACGACGCUCGUGACCGAACAGGAAGUUCUGCCCAGAAGUCACUUUCCGAGUUUAACAACUUCAAAUCUAUGGUAGUUUCCGGCUCCAAAGGAUCAAAAAUUAAUAUUUCUCAAGUCAUUGCUUGUGUGGGCCAGCAAAAUGUGGAAGGCAAACGAAUUCCGUUUGGAUUCCGUCAUCGGACAUUACCUCAUUUCAUCAAAGAUGACUACGGCCCCGAAUCUAAAGGGUUUGUUGAGAACUCCUAUCUUGCUGGUUUAACACCAGCCGAGUUCUUCUUCCAUGCUAUGGGAGGUCGUGAAGGUCUUAUCGAUACCGCAGUGAAGACAGCUGAAACCGGAUAUAUUCAGCGACGACUGAUCAAAGCUAUGGAGAGUGUUAUGGUCAACUACGAUGGCACAGUUCGAAACUCUCUUGCCCAAAUGAUACAACUGAGAUAUGGUGAAGAUGGCCUUGAUGGAAUGUGGGUAGAAAAUCAGAAUAUGCCCACUAUGAAGCCCACAAACAUGCUGUUCGAAAGAGAUUUCAAGAAUGAUCUAUCGGAUGAGAAAUCCUUGCGGAAAUAUUAUACUGAGGAUCUUGUGCGCGAGUUGCAAGCUUCGCCAGAAGCCACGAAAGAGCUGGAAGCUGAAUUUCAACAGCUGGAAGAGGAUCGUCGAUUACUUCGGAAGAUAUUUCCAACUGGUGAUGCAAAGAUCGUGCUUCCAUGUAAUCUCCAGCGGUUGAUCUGGAAUGCCCAAAAGAUUUUCCACGUUGAAACCCGCAAAGUAACAAGUCUCAGCCCUUUGCACGUUAUUGAAGGGGUCAGGAAGCUUUCGAAAAAACUGGUAAUCGUCUCAGGAGAGGAUAAAAUCUCGAAACAGGCGCAAUAUAAUGCUACCCUUUUGAUGAAUAUUCUGAUUCGAUCAACCUUGUGUUCAAAGAAAAUGGCAUCAACGCAUAAAUUAAAUAUGGAAGCAUUCGACUGGUUGAUUGGAGAAAUUGAAACUCGAUUCCAACAAGCUAUUGCUCAACCUGGUGAAAUGGUUGGCGCUCUAGCAGCUCAAUCUCUUGGAGAGCCGGCUACCCAAAUGACUUUGAACACAUUCCAUUAUGCUGGUGUGUCCGCAAAGAACGUAACACUUGGUGUGCCACGUUUGAAGGAAAUUAUCAAUGUAUCGAAACAGCUCAAAACUCCUUCACUGACGGUUUUCCUUCAAGGAGCUGCGGCUAAAGAUGCAGAAAAAGCAAAAGACGUUCUUUGCAAAUUGGAACACACGACGUUGAAAAAGGUUGUGUCUAACACCGCAAUUUACUACGACCCUGAUCCCAAAAACACCUGUAUCGAAGAAGACGAGGAGUGGGUCAGCAUAUUCUACGAGAUGGCAGACUUCGAUCCGAGUCGGGCUUCUCCUUGGGUUCUCCGUCUUGAACUUGACCGCAAGAGGAUGACGGAUAAGAAGUUAAGUAUGGAACAUAUAGCAGACAAAAUUCAACAAGGCUUCGGAGAUGAUCUCAAUGUGAUCUACACUGACGACAACGCUGACAAACUUGUUUUCCGGCUUCGAAUCACUAAUCAGCCAUCCGAUAAGUCUGCAGAGGUUGAGCAGGUCGAUAAGAUGGAGGACGACGUAUUCCUGCGUUGCAUUGAGUCAAAUAUGUUGUCUGAUCUUACUUUGCAGGGUAUCGGUUCAAUUUCCAAAGUGUAUAUGCACAAGCCUACAACAGACGAUAAGAAACGCGUUGUAAUCACUCCUGAAGGAGGGUUUAAAGCGAUUUCUGAAUGGCUCCUCGAAACUGAUGGCACUGCACUGCUAAAGGUAUUUGUUUUGAAUCUUGUUCGCUACCUCUUCAGGUACUCUCAGAGCACAGAAAUUUAUUGUGCGAAAUUUGUUCAGGUGUUGGGAAUAGAAGCAGUACGUAAAGCAAUUGAGCGUGAAAUGAACAAUGUCAUCUCCUUCGACGGGUCUUAUGUGAACUAUCGUCACUUGGCCCUUCUGUGUGACGUAAUGACGGCUAAGGGUCAUUUAAUGGCUAUCACCCGUCAUGGAAUUAACCGACAAGAAGUGGGUGCUUUGAUGCGUUGCUCCUUUGAAGAAACUGUUGACAUCCUAAUGGAAGCAGCUGUGCAUGCCGAAACGGAUCCUGUCAAAGGUGUUUCCGAAAAUAUUAUGCUAGGACAGCUUGCAAAAGCUGGAACUGGUGCAUUCGAUUUGGUUUUGGAUGCGGAAAAAUGUAAAUAUGGAAUUGAAACUUGUACUGGGAUGAAGAAGGAUUACUGCAGCUCUUCGAUGUCUCCUGUGUCUACUCCAUGGAAUGGUGGUAUGACUCCUGGAUACGGAGCAGGUUGGUCUCCUAUUGGAAGCGGUAUGACUCCGGGUGCUGCUGGUUUCUCCCCAUCAGGACACUCAGAGACCGGAAUGUCUCCUGGAUACGGAGGAGAGGGAGGAUGGUCACCGACGUCUCCCGCUGAUCCUCUGGGAGGCAUGUCGCCAUCAGGAGCUACACCGCGUUACGGGGGAGCUAUGUCGCCGGGCUACUCUCCAACUAGUCCGAAUGCAUUUGGAGCGCAAAGCCCGAGCUAUUCUCCUACCAGCCCUCACUACUCUCCAACGUCCCCCUCAUAUUCGCCGACGUCGCCGAGUUACAGUCCCACGAGCCCAAGUGCCCAGUCUGUACUUCGUUACCAUUUCCCAAAAAAACAUUUUACAGGUUAUUCUCCUACAUCCCCGUCAUAUUCACCAACCUCUCCUUCUUAUUCACCCACUUCACCUAGCUACAGCCCAACUAGCCCCAGUGACAGUCCACGUUAUUCACCAACGUCUCCAACUUAUAGUCCUACAAGCCCAACUUAUUCGCCUACAUCACCUACAUACUCGCCGACGUCACCGACCUACAGUCCAACGAGUCCCAGCUAUGGCGGUAGCGGUUACAGCCCAUCGAGUCCUCGGUACUCAUACCACCUUUUUAGCUACUCUCCAACGUCGCCUACAUACUCACCAACAAGUCCUACGUACAGUCCAACGUCACCUCAGUACAGUCCAAGCAGUCCACAGGUGCUGUUCAGUGAUUAUUUCAGAAUACCGCAAUACUUGGUGCUCUAA